Enterospora canceri is the source of this 1644-nucleotide messenger RNA. Lineage: Eukaryota; Fungi; Microsporidia; Enterocytozoonidae. The record is from the annotation of a GenBank genome assembly.
AUGAUUUAUGACAAAGUUGAAUUGUACGACAAAGACGUGGAUGAAAUCAUUAAAAGAGAGGAGGAAAGACAGCGAACUAGUCUCGAGUUGAUUGCAAGUGAGAAUUUCGCUAGUGUUUCGGUACUACAAGUUGCCUCUUCAGUCUUAUGCAAUAAGUACAGCGAAGGACAAAUUGGCAUGAGAUACUAUGGUGGUACAGAAUAUAUUGAUCAAAUUGAAGCACUUUGUAAGAAGAGAGCAUUGGAAUUGUUUAAUUUGGAUCAGAAUAUUUGGGAUUGUAAUGUUCAGGUGCUAAGUGGAUCUAAUGCUAAUUUGGCUGUUUAUUUGGGACUAAUUGGCAAGGAAGGGAAGCUGAUGGGCUUGGAUCUGCCUUCUGGUGGCCACUUAACUCAUGGAUUCAAAACACCAACAAGGAAGAUAUCAGCCAGCAGCAUUUUCUUUGAAUCAAAAUCGUAUAAGACGAACAACAUGGGUGUAAUUGACUACGAUGAACUCGAAAAGGGAUUCAAUGAAUUCAAGCCAGAUUUGGUGAUUUGUGGAGCAAGCGCCUAUGCCUUGGAUUUCGAUUACGAGAGACUCAGGUCAAUCUCAAAAGACUGCUANAAUGCUAAUUUGGCUGUUUAUUUGGGACUAAUUGGCAAGGAAGGGAAGCUGAUGGGCUUGGAUCUGCCUUCUGGUGGCCACUUAACUCAUGGAUUCAAAACACCAACAAGGAAGAUAUCAGCCAGCAGCAUUUUCUUUGAAUCAAAAUCGUAUAAGACGAACAACAUGGGUGUAAUUGACUACGAUGAACUCGAAAAGGGAUUCAAUGAAUUCAAGCCAGAUUUGGUGAUUUGUGGAGCAAGCGCCUAUGCCUUGGAUUUCGAUUACGAGAGACUCAGGUCAAUCUCAAAAGACUGCUACUUGAUGUGCGACAUGGCCCACAUUUCUGGGUUUAUUGCAACUGGUUUAAUGAACAACUGCUUUGAUUACUGUGACGUAGUAACAACCACAACUCAUAAGUUGCUAAGGGGACCACGAUCUGCCAUAAUUUUCUAUAAAAAGACUAAGGAAUUCAAAGACAGAAAAGUGGACGUAAAGAGCGCAAUUGACAAGGCUGUCUUCCCAGGAUUGAAUGGUGGUCCACACAACCAGAAGAUAGCAGCACUAGCAGUGGCAUUGAAACAGGCAAAGAGUGAAGAAUACAAGGAAUAUUGCAAACAGGUGUUAAAGAAUGCUAAGGCAAUGGCAGACCAUUUCAUUGAAUUGGGUUGCACCGUAGAAUGUGGUAAAACAGAAACACACCUCUUUCUACUGAAAUAUGAUGGUGUUGGCGGGACUGAAAUUGAGAAAGUCUGUGAGUUGGCUAAUAUCAGUCUUAAUAAGAACUCAAUCAGCACUGAUAAAAGUCCAUUUAGGCCAUCAGCAGUGCGAAUUGGUCUACCAGCAAUGACAACCAGGGGAUUCCAGGAGUCAGAUGUUCUGAAAGCAGCUGAUUUCGUUUUCAAGGCGAUUUGUAUUGCAAAAAGCGUCUCUGAGAGGACUAGGGAUCUGAAUGAGUUUGUGGAAUCAAUUAAAGAGAACAAGGAGAUUAUGGAUCUGAAAAAGGAAGUUGUUGAGUUUGUUACUCAAUUUCCAAUUCCAAAAUUCAACUACAGGGAAUAA